Manis javanica (Malayan pangolin) is the source of this 711-nucleotide messenger RNA. NCBI's taxonomy places the organism in Eukaryota, Metazoa, Chordata, Mammalia, Pholidota, Manidae. The record is from RefSeq and is a predicted model, not a curated record.
AUGGCGGCGGAGCCUGGGCGCUCGUGGGUCCAGGCGCGCAGCGCGUACGGGGCCAGCGAGGCGCUACGCCGCGCCGCGGGCCGCCGGCGGGACCCCGGCCCGCAGCCCAACGGACCGGGCCCCGAGGAAGCCCGCGCCCCGGGACGCCUGGCUCGCCUGCGGGGCCAGCUCCGGGCCGAGGCGGCGGCGCGGGCGGCGGCGCCGCGGCUGCUGCGGCUGGUGGAGCGCGCGGAGGCCGCGGCGGGGGCCGGGGAGCGGGCGGCGGGCGCCGGGGAGCGGGCGGACCCGCGCAGCCGCGGCUCCGUGUGCUCGGUGUGCGGGGAGCCCCGCGGCGGGGCCACCUACCCGGCGGGCGUCCUGGAGGUGAGCGAGCGGCGGCUGCAGGAGGGCCUUGCGGCCGUGCGCGCCGACCUGGGCGCGGGGCUCGAGGCGCUGCGCGCGGAGCUGCGGGCCGAGCUGGACGCCCUGCGGGCGCUGCUGCCGCCCCCGCCGUCGCCGCCGCCGCCCGCCCGCCGCGCGCCCCGCGCUGCGCCCCGCGGCGCGGCCCUGCUGCGGGCGCUCGGCACCGUGAACGCCCUGGCCGCGGCGGCGAGGCCCCCCGACGACGGCGCGAACGGCCCCGCCGACGGCGGCGCGAACCGGGCCCCGGCCCGGAGGAGCUUCAAGAAGACGCAGGGGGCGCCAGGGGCUUCGCAGGGCGGCGGGGAUUGA